Monascus purpureus is the source of this 1648-nucleotide messenger RNA. The record is from the annotation of a GenBank genome assembly. Lineage: Eukaryota; Fungi; Ascomycota; Eurotiomycetes; Eurotiales; Aspergillaceae.
AUGCCCAUGGCCGACCAAAACGAGAAAGCAGACUUUGAUCCGUCUGCAAUAGACGUCAAUACGCAAGAACAAUGCGACAAAGAGAUCUCGAUAGGGAAGAAUGACGGCGUAUUGGAGGCCGGUGUUGCGUUGCAGUCCUCCCAUACUGAUGUCGAGUUCUCCGUCUUCACAGAGCCACAGAAACGGUUUGUUGUCUUCAUGGCAUCAUGGGCAGGGUUCUUCUCUCCCGUGUCGACUCAGAUCUACUAUCCGGCUCUGAAUAGCUUGGCUGAGGAUCUCAGCGUGUCGAUUUCGCUGAUCAAUUUAACGCUGACCAGCUACAUGAUCUUCCAAGGCCUCUCGCCCAUGUUCAUAGGCGACUUUGCAGAUAAGGCUGGACGGCGUCCUGCGUAUAUUAUUUGCUUCACCAUUUACAUCGCAGCCAAUAUCGGACUGGCUUUGCAGAAUAACUAUGCGGCUCUUUUUGUGUUGCGCUGCAUGCAGAGCGCAGGGAGCAGCACCACGAUCGCCCUCUCGUCCGGUGUAGUGGCAGACAUCACCACCGUCGCUCAACGAGGCUCAUACAUGGGCUUUGUAAACGCUGGCUCGCUGCUAGGUCCCUCAAUUGGGCCCGUGAUUGGAGGUCUCCUGGCCCAAUAUCUCGGAUGGAGAUCUAUCUUCUGGUUCCUUGUUAUCUUCGCUGGAGUGUUCAUCGUAACCUUUCUUCUUUUCUUUCCCGAAACGGCUCGCGCAGUUGUUGGGAACGGUUCGAUACCGCCGCCGAAAUGGAGUAUGACCGUGACCAGCUGGCUGCGAGCCCUAAGAGCCCGACGAGAGGGGGUUUCAACAGUGACAUCAAAUACCUCACCAUCGACGCGUAAAAUUGGUUUCCCCAACCCUGCCAAGACGCUCAUGAUUGUCUUCCAGAAAGACACCUUUGUCAUCCUCUUCAGCAAUGCAAUUCUGUUUGCAGCAUUCUACGACGUCAGCGCCUCUGUUGCGUCCAUCUAUCACACACAGUACAAUCUCAAUGAUCUCGAGGUUGGCCUUUGCUAUAUUCCCUUUGGCCUCGGGUCCACUCUCGCGUCAAUGUUGAACGGGAAGUUCCUCGACUACAACUACCGUCGCCAUGCGCGACGGCUUGGCUUCCCCGUCGUGAAGAACAAAGAUACUGACCUGAGAAACUUUCCCAUUGAGAGAGCGCGCCUUGAGAUCGCAUUUCCUCUGAUCAUGACCGGGGCCAUGACCGUCAUUGCCUUCGGGUGGUUCUUGAAUUUCGGGGUCCACCUAGCUGCGCCCACAACCAUCCUGUUUGUGAUGGGACUGUCCAUGACAGGAGCCUUUAGCACCGUCAGCACGCUGCUGGUGGAUCUCUAUCCGACCAAGGCGGCUACGGCUACUGCGUCGAAUAAUUUCGUACGGUGUCUGCUAGGCGCCGGCGCAACGGCUGUGAUUAAUCCCAUGAUAGACGCUAUGGGGAGGGGGUGGUGCUUCACCUUCAUUGCGUUUGUCAUGCUGGCGACUUUGCCGCUGUUGCUGGUCGUCAUUCAAUUCGGCCCUAAGUGGAGGGAGGAGCGCCGAGUGAAGGAAGAGGCUAGAAAGAUGGGAGAGUAGGGAUUGCGAGACUCAGUUGUCCUCUACAUAGGCAAGACGCGAUGAAGUCAAAUGA